Molecule: messenger RNA, 2179 nt
Organism: Gloeophyllum trabeum ATCC 11539
Lineage: Eukaryota; Fungi; Basidiomycota; Agaricomycetes; Gloeophyllales; Gloeophyllaceae
Exons: 4
Coding region: 17-1972 (651 amino acids)
Molecular function (GO): protein binding
Source: RefSeq, a predicted model, not a curated record
CUCGCCGACGGAUCCGAUGGCUCACCAACAGCAGAUAAAAGACUUGAAAACCCGCCUCGCGAGAUACAACAGGAACGAGAAGCUCAGAGACGACGAUGGCAAGAACGACCGCAGAUACUUCAAGGCCAUCCUCAAAGACGCUUGCGCCGUUGUCCGCAGGGCUCAGGCAGGCGGUUCUGCAGAUCUCGCUGAAAUCGUGUCCAGCGUGAGCGAGAUUCUCAAUGAGGCCAUCGAUGCUGCGUACGGCGACCUCGACCUAUACGAUUUCAUGCCGUCCUUUGCUCACGCGGACGAUGCCUCGCUCGUUGAGGAGCAAGGGGAGGGCAGGUUUUUGUCUGCGUUUGCUCUCGAAGGGCUGCUGCCCAUCCUCAGACGGAUGGGUGUCGACCCCGACAGCGGUACGUCCACGUCCUCCCAGCUCGCUGAUCACCCAAUCAAACCCCUCCGCACAGACAAACUGACAGCGAAAGAAAAGGCGAUGUUCCGCGGCCCCCAGGCCUGGACCCCGGCCAACAAGCGCCAUCCGCUCUCCACGCCGCUCGCGCGGUUCACAUCGCACACCGCCCUUACCCCGACCUCAUCUACACCCCUCGCGAACAUCAUCUACCAGGCGCGCUGCGAGGUUACAAGCGACAGCGUCCCCUCUCCUAUCGGCCUUUCCUUGUCCGCCGGCAACACCUGCCUGGCGCUCAACAUGGCGGGCGGGUACAAGAACCGCGACCCGGUGCUGAACCUGUACCUGCUCAACGACAAUACGGACUUCCCCGACGCGCACACGGUGUACCCGAAACUGUCGGAGGUCGCGCGCGAGGUCUUCGCGGAUGAGGAGCGCAAGCUCGUCUGGCUGGCCGACUCGCGGCGGGUCAAGUCCUUCUCCUGGGUUCCUGGAGAGCAGCAGCGCCGGUCCAGGUCGAAGGGCGGGGUGCCGAUGCACACGCUUGCGUCGGGCGGGUUCGACGGCCCGCUCGCGGUGCUGGCGAAUGGGACUGUCGUCCGCGCGGGCAAGGGCUCUGCGGCGAUGUGGAAGGUUGAUGAGCUUGACACGCACCUCGAGAACGAGUUGAUCGGCGAGGGCACUCUCGACAUAGAGGAUUCGUGGCGCGACGACCCCGACGAGAUUGAGUUGUCCAGCGGCAACGAGCGCCACUCGACCAUCGAGUUUACCGGCGUUAAGGACAAGAACCUCAAGCCGAGCGUGUGGACGCAAGUCGCACCGGGGUCGAGCACCGUCCUGAGCGCCACGGGCGAGCCGCACGAGACGAGCGAUUACUCGGUGUUCGAGCUGGAUCUUGCAGAGGGGAAGGUCGGGAAACGGUAUCUUGGGCACGGCGGGAUUGUCAUGGACUUCUCGGUCAGUGCGGGGGACCCGAACGUUUUUCUGACGGCGUGUACGGACGGGUACGCGCGGCUAUAUGAUCGGCGCGAGACCUUGCCUGUUGUGACGUUUGACGUAGGCGCGCUGAGUGGGUUUUGUCCUGCCGGCUUGAUCGUCCAUCCAGAUGGGAUUCCAACUGCCAUCACCGGCGCACUCAAGCAGGAAGAAAUCAAAGUCUGGGACGUCCGCGCGCGGGCGGCUGUCUACGAGCUCGCCACGGGCAACAACGGAGUCACUUCCCUCGCGUGGGAUAGCCAACGAUCUGCACUGUAUGCCGCGACGGAGUGCAACUACGUUGAUCGCCUGGGUUAUCACCACGACUACCGGCCGGCGAAGCUGCCUAAGCGACAGCGAGCGGAGGAUGUUAUGGAUGAGGACGGGGAUGAGGACGAGGACGAGGACGACGAAGAAGACUUCGACGACGAAUGCGACCAGUGCUGGCCGUCGAGGGCAUGGCACAAGGAAGAUUACUUUGGCUACACGUUCGACGCGGGUGAUCAUCGGAUCUACCGGUUUGCAUUUAAGGAGAAUCCGGACCUCGACUUUGUUCCAUGUUACGGGGAUGCUACGCGCGAGCGAGAGGGCUUUGGGUGUUGAUUGAAGGUGUUGCAGGGGUAUGAAUUUGUAAGAAUAUGCGCCUGGGGAGACACUGCUUCCACUUCUAGCGGGGAGUAUUGUGACUAUGCUUAUAUGCCCCACUCCGUGUAGUAGCGUGUAAUUUGUGUAAGAGGUAGUCGUGGUAGUACGCACUGUAUUAUGUGCUUAGACAGGCAUAAGACCAUAGCCAUAGAUUGUGGCAACGGG